AUGCCAAGACGCAACAUACCAAGACCCCGGUCUCGAUGCAGUGCCUGUGUAGUCUUAAAUAGAGGAUGUAAUCCUCAGUGCAUCUUUACUCCUUACUUCCAUUGUGAGAAUAGUAUUACUCGCUCUGUCACAAUCCGUGAUGUUUUUACUAUCAGAAAUGUUGUCAGCCUCCUAACUCCGCUUUCGGCCAGUGACCGAUUUUGGGCUUCCGAUACAUUCCUUUUUGAAGUUCAAGCCCGGCUUCAAGAUCCUGUCUAUGGAUGUGUAUCCCACAUUCUAACCCUUCAACAGCAGGUAAAAGCUUAUUCUACCCUCGAACAAAUAAAAAAUUUCAGUCAUGUCCCCAAAGCCCUAACCCAUAAUUCAAUUCGUGCAAUCAGUUUCUCUUCUCGCUUCUCCCUCGCAGCCUCUACUGUCCGUUAUCUUUGGCGUCCAUCAUCUCCGGCGGCAGUGUGCAUCACCGGUGUCCCUCGUCCGUCGCCGCUCAUCUUCGUCGCUCCGUUCGCCCUGUCAUAUCCGGCGUCACAGCGUCACAUCACCUCCGGCGUCCACAUCUCCGUCUUCUUUGCUGCAGCUUCUCGCCGGGGUCACAGCGUUCCCGCUCCGGCGUCACAACAAUUCAGAACUGAGAGAUUUUUGUUGUGUUUCUUGUUGGAUUUUUGCUGUGGUUAUUGUUGA
This is a messenger RNA of Diospyros lotus (date-plum), 678 nucleotides long. RefSeq names its product LOB domain-containing protein CRL1-like. The record is from RefSeq and is a predicted model, not a curated record. The transcript is spliced from 3 exons. Lineage: Eukaryota; Viridiplantae; Streptophyta; Magnoliopsida; Ericales; Ebenaceae. Bases 1 to 678 code for a protein of 225 amino acids. Gene Ontology annotation, cellular component: nucleus. Gene Ontology annotation, biological process: hormone-mediated signaling pathway; positive regulation of DNA-templated transcription.